Humulus lupulus (European hop) is the source of this 579-nucleotide messenger RNA. RefSeq lists its product as uncharacterized. NCBI's taxonomy places the organism in Eukaryota, Viridiplantae, Streptophyta, Magnoliopsida, Rosales, Cannabaceae. Bases 1 to 579 code for a protein of 192 amino acids. The transcript has 2 exons. The record is from RefSeq and is a predicted model, not a curated record. Gene Ontology annotation, molecular function: zinc ion binding.
AUGAUGACAUCCAACAUCGCAGAAUCACUCAACGCUGCAAGAAAUCUCCCCAUUGAUAUCUUGGUUGAAUGCCUCAGAAGUUUGGUUCAAAAGUGGGUUUGGAACAACUCAAAUAAUGCAAACGGAACAUUCACAAAAGUCUUGCCUUUCAACACAAUAGAAUACCAAGUUCAUGAUCAAAAGGGGAUAAAUUUCACAGUAAAUAUACAUAGUAGAACAUGUACUUGCAAUAGGUUCCAAGAAGAUGAAAUGUCUUGUGGUCAUGCAGUAGCUGUCAUUGCAAAGAGAAACUUAAGUGUGUAUGAUUAUUGUGCAAAGUUCUACAGAACAGAAACAUUGGAAGCAUUGUAUCAAGAAAAUGCUCAUCCUUUGCCCCAUAAAGAUGAAUGGAAUCUCCUACAACACUUGGACAUAAUAGUGCUGCCUCCAAAUGCAACAAUCCCUGCAGGAAGACCAAGAAAGAAAAGAAUAAGAUCAGGAGGGGAACAUAAAGUAAUAAUCACCUCUGGGAAAUGUGGGCAACCAAGACAUAACAGGAAGACUUGUAAGAAUCCUCCAAUUGAGAAGCCAAAGACAUAG